Messenger RNA from [Torrubiella] hemipterigena, 735 nucleotides. NCBI's taxonomy places the organism in Eukaryota, Fungi, Ascomycota, Sordariomycetes, Hypocreales, Clavicipitaceae. The record is from the annotation of a GenBank genome assembly.
AUGAAACGCCAAUGCGACGAGCUCAUGAAGCUUGGUCUCCAGGGAACCAGUAUCGUCUUCGCUUCUGGUGAUGGCGGUGUUGCUGGAAGCCACGGCGGGUGCCUGGGCUCCGACGGGGCCAUCUUCAAUCCCGCUGGACCUAGCACUUGUCCGUAUGCCACAGCUGUUGGCUCUACGGUUCUCCCCAAGGGUAGUAAGCCAGGUGAUCCAGAAGCCGCGACGGCCAGCUUCGCGAGCUCUGGCGGCUUUUCCAAUGUCUGGAAAGCGCCGCAGUAUCAAAAGUCAGCUGUAGAUAACUUUUUUGCCAAGCACGAUCCUGGUUUCAAGAGCUACUCUACAUCAGACGGCCUCAUUCCUAGCAACGGCGGCGGCGGGCUGUAUAACCAAGCAGGCCGUGGCUUCCCAGAUGUUGCUGCUGUUGGCGAUAACGACGCCAUCGUUCUAGACGGAAAGCCCACUUACAGCGAUGGAACAUCCAUGUCUAGCCCCAUCUUUGCUGCUAUUCUUACCCGAAUCAACGAAGAGCGUCUGAAUGCUGGCAAGAAGGUCAUUGGCUUUGCUAACCCGGCGCUCUAUAAGAACCCUAGCAUGUUCAACGAUAUCACAGUUGGUGACCAAGGUCCUUUCGGGUUGUGCGCGCAAAAGAGCUUCAAAACUGCGCCUGGGUGGGAUCCUGUGACUUGCCUUGGCACACCAAAGUACGCUGAGAUGCUAGCUUACUUUAAAUCGCUGUAA